Messenger RNA from Synchiropus splendidus (mandarinfish), 1986 nucleotides. RefSeq names its product 5'-nucleotidase, ecto (CD73) (gene nt5e). Bases 40 to 1740 code for a protein of 566 amino acids. Gene Ontology annotation, molecular function: nucleotide binding; 5'-nucleotidase activity; metal ion binding. Gene Ontology annotation, biological process: AMP catabolic process. The record is from RefSeq and is a predicted model, not a curated record. The transcript is spliced from 9 exons. NCBI's taxonomy places the organism in Eukaryota, Metazoa, Chordata, Actinopteri, Syngnathiformes, Callionymidae. Gene Ontology annotation, cellular component: plasma membrane.
CUCGUCUGCUUUCGCUUGUGGACGCGCAGUCGGAGCGAGAUGGCGUGGGAAAGCGCGCGGGCCGUCCUCUUGCUGCUCCUCGUGAGCCGCGGGUCCUGCCUCGAGCUCACCUUGCUGCACACCAACGACAACCACGCGCGCAUCGAGGAGACGAACGUGGACUCGGGCAAGUGCCACGAGAAGGGCCCGUGCUUCGCCGGCGUGGCCCGGAGGUUCAGCAAGGUGUCGGAGAUCCGCAGCCGGGAGCCGAACGUCCUGCUGCUGGACGCUGGAGACCAGUUCCAGGGCACCGUCUGGUUCAACUACUACAAGGGCGCGGAGGCGGCUCACUUCAUGAACAAGAUCGGCUACGAUGUGAUGGCUUUCGGGAACCAUGAAUUUGAUAACGGCAUUGAUGGCCUCAUCAAGCCCUUCCUGCAGGACCUAAAGUGCCCUGUAGUGUGUGCCAACAUCAAGCCGGACCAGACCUUGGCUCCAAAGAUCAGCGGCCUGUAUCAACCCUAUCAAAUCCUCUCAGUCGGCGGAGAGGAAGUGGCAGUUGUGGGAUACACCACUGCUGAGACGCCCUUCUUGUCCAAGUCAGGGCCGCACCUCGCAUUCCAGGACGAAGUGGAGGCGCUGCAGAUUCAGGUGGACAAGCUCCAGACAUUGGGUUACAACAAGAUCAUCGCCUUGGGACACGCAGGCUUUGACGUGGACAAAAGCAUCGCCAAGAGAGUGAGAGGGGUGGACGUCGUCAUCGGAGGACACACCAACACGUUCCUCUACACGGGAACUCCUCCCUCCACUGAAAUCCCGGCUGGUCCGUAUCCCUUCAUGGUUGCAUCCGAAGAUGGAAGGAAUGUGCCGGUGGUCCAGGCUUAUGCUUUCGGGAAGUACCUGGGGUACCUGAAGGUGACUUUUGACGACGCUGGGAACGUGAAGAAGGCGGAGGGAAACCCAAUUCUCAUGGACAGCAGCGUCCCUCAAGACCCCGAGAUCCUCGCCGAGGUCCAGAAGUGGAAGGGGAGUUUGUCUCGCUACUCAUCGGAAUACGUCGGACAGACAUUAGUCUACCUCAAUGGGACGUUUGAGGAAUGCCGUUUUCGGGAGUGCAACCUGGGGAACUUGAUCUGCGAUGCCAUGGUUCAUCACAACCUUAAGCAUUCAGACGGCACUCAGUGGAACCACGUGGGCUCCUGCAUGAUCAACAGUGGAUCCAUACGGACAGCGAUCGAUGAGAGCCACAAUAAUGGUAACAUCACGAUGGAGGAGGUCCUUACCGUCUUGCCCUUUGGAGAAACUGUCGAUCUGGUGAAGAUCAAGGGAUCCACCAUGAAAAAGGCCUUCGAACAUUCCAUUCACAGAUACGGAAGCAUGUCUGGGGAGUUUCUCCAAGUGUCAGGUAUUCGAGUGGUGUACGACACCUCGCUGCCAGAGAACCAACGCGUGGUAUCCCUCUCGGUAUUGUGCACCCUCUGCCGAGUGCCAAAGUACGUGCCGCUGGACUUGGAGCAGACGUACACGGUGGCCAUGAAUUCGUACAUGGUGAAUGGGGGAGACGGCUACCAGAUGAUUAAGGAGGAGAUGCUGAAGCACAAUACGGGUGACAUGGACAUCACAGUUCUCUCUGAAUACAUCUCUGAAAUGAAGCAGGUCUUCCCUGCAGUGGAGGGACGCAUCUUGUUCAAGAACUCUGCUACGUCAGCAACACUGGGCUUGAGCUUGCUGCUACCAACUCUGUGCUCACUGACUACCUGAGCAUCGGCCUCCAUCUGACUGCAGAUCGCCUGUUUUUGGAAGCAAAGUCCAAACUGUCUUCAUGAACUGAAUAUUUUAACUUAACCCAGAACAUCUUAUUUAUGGGCAGAUCCUUGAAUGUGGAUGAACAGGAACAGGAUUCCCAGCGAUGCUUUGUAAAGUCACUGAAAUAUUCCUGAACCUCAGGUGAAAGGAACACUUUGAACCUGUUGUACGUGUUUCAAACAAGGAUUAAAUGAGUCCUGA